Molecule: messenger RNA, 2859 nt
Organism: Urocitellus parryii (Arctic ground squirrel)
Lineage: Eukaryota; Metazoa; Chordata; Mammalia; Rodentia; Sciuridae
Source: RefSeq, a predicted model, not a curated record
AUGAAGAUAAUUAUAUUUAUUUGCAUUUGGGCAGCAGCAUGGGCCAUUCCACUUCCUCAAAUCAAGCCAUUGGAGAGACACACUGUUGAAAAAUCUGUGAAUUUACAUCUUCUAGCAAAACAAAAAGUGCCAGUACAGCAUGAGUUAAAUGCCAAUGACACCACUAAAGAAAGUGGUGAAUCCCUUCAUGCAAAUGAGUUAGGAAGGCAACAGUACACCAAGGAUGGUUAUGAAGGAAAAGGGAAUGGUUCUGAGUGGAAAGAAGUAGGAGGGAAGAGUUUUACACAGUCUGUUUUAGCCAGCCAAGAGGGGAAUAUUGAGGAAGAAAAUGGAGUCACAGGAAAACCAGAAACAUAUGGUCAUGAUGCGAUUCAUGGAGAAGAAGAUAACAGUACAGCAAAUGGCAUCAGGGGACAAGUAGGCAUCACUGACAAUGCUGAAGCGGUAAAUGAGAGUGAUAUUAAUGGCAGUGCUGAUCAGAAUACAACAAAUAAGGAUAAUGGAGACACAAGCCAAAAUGAGGGUGUUACUGUUUUCCAAGAAAAUGGACCUCAAGUAGUUGGAAGCAAUAAUAAUACAGACCAUGACAAUAAAAUAAAUGGGAAUGAGGGUGAUACAAGUGCAGUAACACCCCAAAGAGAAGGUGAGGGAAAUGGGGAUAAGGAGGUUGAGAUAACACCAGGCAAUGGAGAAGAUGCUGGCUUGGAUAAUUCUGAUGGGAGUCCUAGUGGAGAUGGUGCAGAUGAGGAUGAUGACAUGGGUUCUGGUGACAAUGAUGGUGGAGAACCAGGGAAUGGAAACAAGGGCAGUGAUAACAGCAAGGGCCAUACGGGUCAGUCUCAUGGCAAAGGAGAUGACAGYAGCAUAGGUCAGAAUUCAACUAGUGGUGAAGAUGAUGACUCUGAAGACAAAGAGGAUUCCCAUAAUGGCACUGGUGGAGACAACACCUCCAAUAGUGAAGAAGACUCUGAUGGUAUUCCAGAAGGCAAUGGUAGCCAAGGAAUAGAGGACACCCAGAAACCCAGCCAYAGAGAAAGCAAAGGUGUGGAAAAUGGAAUCACCAGACAUCCAGAACAAAGUGCUAUUGGGAAGAGCCAACUUCAGGGAAUAGAAACCAACAGAACUAAUAUUACCAAAGAAGCUGGGAAAAUCAAUGAAAGUAAAGAUAGUGAAGGACAACAUGGAAUGAAUGUGAGCUCAGGAAAUGCCAAAACACAAGGAGAGGUUGACAACAUACAAGGACCUGGCCAGAAAUCAGAACCUGGAAAUAAAGCCAGGCACAGUAAAACAGGUAGUGGUAGCAAUAGUGAUGGAUAUGACAGUUAUGAUUUUGAUGAUGAAUCUAUGCAAGGAGAUGACCCCAACAGCAGUGAUGAGUCUAAUGGAAGCGAGGAUGCUAAUUCAGAUGGCAACAAUGACAGCAGUAAUGGAGGAGAUGCUUCUUAUAACUCUGAUGAAUCAAAUGAUAAUGGCAAUGGCAGUGACUCAAAAGGAGAAGACAAUGAUGAGGGCAGUGAUGGUGCAUCAGAUACUGAUGAUAGUGACAGUCACGGUGAUGAUAAUAAAUCAGAAAGCAAGGACAGUGGUGACAGCAAAUCAGAGAGCAGUGACAGCAGUGACAGCAGUGAUAGUAGUGAUAGCAGUGACAGCAGUGACAGUAGUGAUAGCAGUGACAGCAGUGACAGCAGUGACAGUAGUGAUAGCAGUGACAGCAGUGACAGCAGCGAUAGUAGUGAUAGCAGUGACAGUAGUGACAGCAGUGAUAGUAGUGAUAGUAGCGACAGCAGUGACAGCAGUGAUAGCAGUAAUAGUAGUGAUAGCAGUGAUAGUAGUGACAGCAGUGAUAGCAGUGAUAGCAGUGAUAGUAGCGAUAGCAGUGACAGCAGCGAUAGCAGUGAUAGUAGUGAUAGCAGUGAUAGCAGUGACAGUAGUGACAGCAGNAGUGAUAGUAGUGAUAGCAGUGAUAGCAGUGACAGUAGUGACAGCAGUGAUAGCAGUGAUAGUAGCGAUAGCAGUGACAGCAGCGAUAGCAGUGACAGCAGUGACAGUAGUGACAGCAGCAAUAGUAAUGAUAGCAGUGAUAGUAGUGAUAGCAGUGACAGCAGUGACAGCAGCGAUAGCAGUGAUAGUAGUGACAGCAGCGACAGCAGUGACAGCAGCGAUAGCAGUGAUAGUAGUGACAACAGCAAUAGUAGUGACAGUAGUGACAGCAGUGACAGCAGUGACAGUAGCGAUAGCAGCGACAGUAGUGACAGUAGUGACAGCAGUAACAGUAGUAACAGCAGUGAUAGCAGUGACAGUAGUGAUAGCAGCGAUAGUAGUGACAGCAGCGACAGCAGUGACAGCAGCGACAGCAGUGACAGCAGUGAUAGCAGUGAUAGUAGUGACAGCAGUGACAGCAGCGACAGCAGUGACAGCAGUGACAGCAGUGAUAGCAGCGACAGCAGUGACAGCAGUGACAGCAGUGACAGCAGUGAUAGCAGUGACAGCAGUGAUAGUAGUGAUAGCAGUGACAGCAGUGACAGCAGUGACAGCAGCGACAGCAGUGACAACAGUGACAGCAGUGAUAGCAGUGAUAGUAGUGACAGCAGUGACAGCAGCGAUAGCAGCAAUAGCAGUGACAGCAGUGAUAGCAGUGACAGUAGUGAUAGCAGUGACAGCAGUGACAGUAGUGACAGCAGUGAUAGUGACAGCAGUGAUAGUGACAGCAGUGACAGUGGGGAUAGCAAAUCUGACAGCAGUGAUGACAGUGACAGCCAGAGCAAGUCUGGUAAUGGCAAUAAUGGAAGUGACAGUGACAGUGACAGUGACAAUGACAGUGAAGGCAGUGAUAGUAACCACUCAACCAGUGAUGAUUAG